UUGAAUCUAUUCGGUUGAUUAUCUGCAUAGAUGUUGGUAGAGUUACAAUUAUUUUAUCUCAUUUUUUAAAAAUAUUUUAUGAUAUGUUAUGAAAAAAAAAAUGCGACGCUCAACGCAUAGUUUUUUACCGUUCCUACGCCUCCCAAGACCCUUCCCUGCAAAUUCCUUGUUCCUGGGGUUAAAUUUAUCAGGCGCGUCUACGGAAAACCCUUCAAAUUCCUUGACCCAUUUUGUGAAUUGAAGUCCUCUGCAGCCUUUAAAAAGCCAAGCAAAUUAAUGGGGUUGCCAAGAUUUACCCGUCCCAAAGGAGGGGAUACUGAUCGUACUAGUCCAAAUUUAUAUGUAGCCAACUGUGGACCUGCUGUUGGGCUCUCCUUCGAUCUAAUUGCUUCAGUUUUUAGCAAAUAUGGCGAAGUAAAGGGUGUCUAUGCAGCUGAUGAGAGUGGGACUCGAGUUAUUGUUUGUUUUGACGGUGACAACUCUGCAAAGUCUGCAAUGGAGGCAUUGCAUGAAAACUCGUGUUCUCAACUGGGUGGUCGCUCUUUACAUAUUCGAUAUUCAGUACAAUCAAGUGACCAAAUUCAGGUGAAGGACUUAGUUCAAGUUUCUUUGACGGAUUCUGAGUUGAAAGUUCCAGGCGUCUAUUUAUUGCAUGACUUCAUCACUGUUAGAGAAGAGGAGGAAUUACUUGCAGCGGUUGAUAGUAGGCCUUGGCACCAUCUUGCUAAAAGAAGGGUUCAGCACUAUGGAUAUGCAUUUUGUUAUGAGACAAGAAAUGUUAACACAAACCAGUACUUGGGCAAACUUCCCUCGUUUGUGUCUGUUAUACUCAAAAGAAUCUCACAGUUUCAAAAGCUUGGUUGCUCUGUGGAUAUAGAGUUGGACCAGCUAACAGUGAAUGAAUACCCAAUUGGUGUGGGUUUGUCACCACAUGUGGACACCCAUUCAGCAUUUGAAGAACCUAUUUACAGCCUUUCACUAGCAGGGCCCUGCAUCAUGGAGUUUAGAAAAUAUUCAACAGGUGUUUGGCUUCCUACGUCUACCUCAAACUUUGAUAACGAGGUGUCAGAUUCUUAUAGUGGCUCAAAUUUCAUAAGGAGAGCUAUAUAUCUUCCUCCUCGGUCAAUGCUAUUGUUAUCUGGGGAAGCACGGUAUGCUUGGCAUCACUACAUUCCCCACCAUAAGGUUGACAGAGUGAAGGACAAUGUGGUUAGAAGGGGCUCAAGGAGAGUGUCAUUCACAAUGCGCAAGGUUAGAAAAGGACCUUGCCAAUGUCAAUACCCUGAUUUCUGCGAUUCUCAAAAAUAGACGAGGAUUUACUUCAAGAACCUUUGCAGACAGCGGGAAAGCAUCUCUAUCAAAAAUAAUAGCUGUAAGGCAAUUGCUUUAUUUUGAAACCAACCAGCCAAAAUCAGGGCUUGAAUUGUUAAUCAGUAAUUGGACGGACACUCCUUUUUCUAACAUAAUGCCAAGAUGGACGUUCCAAUUAGGACAUGCUGUUCUAGAUUCCUUUACUGGUUAUCUUGCAUAAGAAAAGAUAGAAAUGCUUGGCUGUAUUUCACUACCAUGCCAGAUGCCCUCUCAGCACUGGUAGUACUGGUUAGUCUUUACUGGUUACUCCUCCCAUUUACACAAUGGCAAGAUGGAGUUCCAAUUACAAAGUGCCGUUCCAGAUUGCCUGUACUGGUUAUUCUUGCAUAAGAAAAGAGAGAUGCUUUUCAAUGCUAUACCAAAUGCCCUCUCAGCACUGAUAGUGUUGAUAUGCGCUAAGAAUUGUGACGAAUUAUCUUUAACUCAUAGAGUCAUUCAUAGGUCUUUAACUGGAAGUUUCCGUUUCCCUUGUAAGUUUUCUAGCUUCUUUUAAUCUUUUUUGGCUCAUUGCAAUGUUUUCUUUGAUAUCUCAAGACUGAAUGAAAUUCCUAGCACGUCUAUGUACACUACUGCUUUGCUCAA
Coffea arabica (coffee) is the source of this 1953-nucleotide messenger RNA. RefSeq names its product alkylated DNA repair protein ALKBH8 homolog. The record is from RefSeq and is a predicted model, not a curated record. Gene Ontology annotation, molecular function: RNA binding; oxidoreductase activity; demethylase activity. Gene Ontology annotation, biological process: demethylation. NCBI's taxonomy places the organism in Eukaryota, Viridiplantae, Streptophyta, Magnoliopsida, Gentianales, Rubiaceae.